This is a messenger RNA of Cyprinodon variegatus (sheepshead minnow), 1256 nucleotides long. It is a transcript of the gene cldn1, whose product is annotated as claudin 1. The record is from RefSeq and is a predicted model, not a curated record. Bases 86 to 757 code for a protein of 223 amino acids. Gene Ontology annotation, molecular function: structural molecule activity. The transcript is spliced from 6 exons. NCBI's taxonomy places the organism in Eukaryota, Metazoa, Chordata, Actinopteri, Cyprinodontiformes, Cyprinodontidae. Gene Ontology annotation, cellular component: bicellular tight junction; plasma membrane. Gene Ontology annotation, biological process: bicellular tight junction assembly; cell adhesion.
CACAAACGCCUCAAAGAACCAAGACCAUCAACCGACCUCAGAGUCUGAGCAGAAGGUGUGUGUCUCUGUGUGGACGUCAGUCAGCAUGGCGGUGUGCCUCCAGGUUCUGGGUCUGUUCCUGGGUGUGGUGUCCUGGUGUCUGCAGUCCAGCUGUACGUCCUCUCAGACGUGGAAGGUGAGGAGUCAGGCGGAGACGGUCACCACCAGCUCCUGGCAGUUUGAGGGCUUAUGGAUGAGCUGUGCCGCCACGGCGAUGGGGUCCGUUCAGUGCAGCAGGUUCAAGACGGUCCUGGGCCUCCCUGGUCAUCUCCAGGCCUGCAGAGCUCUGAUGAUCAUGUCCCUGAUCAUCGGUCUGGCCUCCAUCAUCAUCUCUGUGCUCGGACUCAAGUGCACAAAGAUCGGCAGGACGUCAGAGAAGGUCAAGGAGCAGAUCGCCCUGAGUGGAGGCAUCAUGUUCAUCCUCUCUGGUGUCUUCACCCUGACUGCGGUCUCCUGGUAUGCUGCCAGAGUCAUCAACGACUUCCACGACCCGUUCCAUGGUGGACUGAAGUUUGAGCUGGGAACUGGUCUAUACCUGGGCUGGGCCUCCUCCAGCCUGGCCAUACUGGGGGGAUCUCUGCUCUGCUGCAGCUGUAAGAGGAGCCCCUCCACCCCCCCUGCAAGGCAGUUUUCCUACUACUCCAACACCGGCGGAGGUCAGAGCAUCUACAAAGCAGCUCCAGCCUCUGAAAGCAGCAGCUCCAAAGCUUAUGUCUGAUCCUGGCUGAUCCGACUGCAGCACAGAAAACCAUUUCCUUCAAAUCCAGAUGGAGUCUGAAACCUGCAGGCCUCAGGGCCCUGUAGGCAUUAAAUGUCCUUUCUUCACGUACACAUGCUUUUAUUAUACCAUAUAUACUCAAUACAGGAUACAUUUCUACAGAAGCCUGUUAAUGCCAUGAACAUUUAAAUCAGUAGGCAAAGACUGAGGAACAGCUGUAGGAACAACUGCAGCUCCUUUAUUUAUUGUGAAAAGUAAAUUUAGGAACCGAUAUCUGUGAUUUAUUGUUUUUCACUUUGAACUUCUGUUUGUCUUUUUUUAAUUCAGAUGUUCUGUAGUUUAGCAUUCUGGUCACCAGAUGGUAGCAGAUAAUGAUCGAUGAUCCUACUGGAAAAUGUAUAAACCAUGCAGGGUACAAGGGUUUGUAUUUAGACUGGUUUAUGAAUAUAUAUCAGUGUCAUUGUUUGCAUUGAAUUUAUUUUUCUUUUAUUGUUUUUGU